This is a messenger RNA of Phaedon cochleariae (mustard beetle), 9433 nucleotides long. The record is from the annotation of a GenBank genome assembly. NCBI's taxonomy places the organism in Eukaryota, Metazoa, Arthropoda, Insecta, Coleoptera, Chrysomelidae.
UGACAGUAACAAAUGUAUUUUGGGAAAAUGAAAAUACUAUUUUUUCACUCGUAAGCACACCAGUCAAAUAAAGAAUUCAAAAUUUAGUUUGGAAGUGAAAUAUAAAUAUUUUCAUAUUUCGAAACUUUUCUUGGUCACAAAAAUAUUUGGAUUCGUGUAGUGCUUUCUUAUCCUUGAUUGAUAUGAUAGGUUAUAGAAAAUAGAUACAAAAACUUUGUAGUGUUUUUGGUAUAGAUAUGCCCCCAAAAAAGAAAAAGUUACCAGUUAAUCCAAUUGUAGUAGGGACGGUUUCAACCCGGUCAACUCGAAGGCAAAGCAUUGUUAACAUUGAAAUACCAAAAUCAAGUAGAAGCAAAAAAGGAGGUAGAGGUAUCUCCAAGACAAGCCCCCUAAAUAGAGAACUUACUGAUACAAGCUCUGAUGCAAAAGAAGAACAUUCGAGUAUAGAAUUCAUUUUGGAAUCUAGUUCAGAGUCAGAAAGGACAGACAGGAGUGAGAGAAUUGAUUCUUCUGAUACAGAUGCCUUGUCUAAGUCUGGAUCUGAAUUGGGAUUCAAAGAAGUGGCAGGAACUCUGAUUGAAAAACACAUCAUUAGUAUACAAAUACCAAAAUUAAGUGGAACCAAGAAGGGCAAAGGUAUUGCCAAUGUAGUCCCUCCAAAUAAAAAAGCUUUUGCUGAAUCAAGUCCCCAAUUAAAGAACAAUGCUAAAUCAGAAAGCUCAAGUUUAGAAUUCAUUCUAGAAUCUAGUUCUGAAUCAGAAAGGGCAGAUAGAAGUGAAAUACUAGAUUCUUCUGAUACAGAUGCCUUUACUAAGUCAGGUUCUGAGUUGAUUUUUGAGAAAGUGACAGAAUCUUCAAGUCAUGAAAUAGAAAUCCCGAAAUUGAAAGGUAGAGGUAUUGCCAAGAAAAUUCCUUCAACUAGAAAAGUUACAACUAAAAUAAAAUCUCAUACAAGAUCCCAUAUAAAAGAUAAUGCUGAAGCAGAACAUUCAAGUUCAGAAUUAAUUUCUGAUUCUAGUUCUGAAUAUGAAAGGACGGACAGAAGUGAGAGAACAGAUUCUUCUGAUACAGAUGCUUUGUCAAAGCCAGUAUCUGAAUUGAGACCUGAAUAUGUGACAGAACCUUCAAAAUCUGAGUCAUUCACAAGAAAAAUAAAAUAUUCUUUUAGCAAAGCAAUUGCCUCAAGAUCAAUACAAAUAGAAUCAACAAAGGAUGCAGAUGAAAGUAACCAAGCUUUGCUGCAAAUUUUGCAAGACUGGGAUGAUGAAGAUGAAAGUCAGGAGCACACUACAGAAGAUUCAAGAUUUGGUAGCAGACAUUCUGCAGAGAGUAAGAAUUAUGAAAAUUUAGAAUUUGGUGCAGAAGAUAUGAAUGAAAUAAUAGGAAAAGAUGGGACCAGCAAUACCAAUGUAGUGGAUAAAAGAGGGUCUGAAUCUAUGAAAAUGAUCAGCCCAAAUGUAGCAGAUGAAAAAAGAUUCCAGUCUAUGGAAAUUAUUGAGGACAAUUCAAUUGAGAAGGAAGUAUUGCAAAAUUCUAUUUCACUUGUUAACAUGCCAUUUGAAGAAUCAGAAAAUAUUCAACAUGAAAGCUCAGUUGAUGUUGAAGAAUCAAUGGAAGUGUCAUUUGAAGAUGAUACUGUUGUUGGCUGUGUUAUUGAAGAAAUUGUUCCUGACACUGCUGAAGAAAUGAUUAUAACAGACUCUAAUAUUGACAGUGACCCAAGCAGUGAACCUCAAAUUGUUUCAGAUGAAAGCAGAGAUACUGCCAAUAACACACCAAUUUUAGUCAGUGACAAAGAUUCUCAUUCCAUACAAAAUGAAGAAGACAUGACAGCUUCAGAGGUAAUAGACACAAGAGCUGAUGUUGCUUCAGAAGAAAGUCGAUCAAUGUCCACAGUUGAUUCAAAUGAUGCAGAGGUUAGAAGGUUUUUCUCUAAAGAAAAUCGUAAUGAUGAAGUUAGACCUAUCAAUGAAGGCUCUAGUAGUUCUAAUUUUGAAAAUCUAUCUAUGAUAGAAGAACAGUUGAUAGACAAUGAGAUUGCUAUUAGUCAAGAUUGUAUGAAAAUUCAAGAAGAAAUAGUGGAAGAAAAUGACCUGGAAAAAGAAAAUAAUGCAGUAGAAGUUGAAAUACAUGCAGACAUGUCAGAAGGUAGAAACAAGAUCAUUGAUGAAAAAGAACAAGAUAUUUUAAACAUACUUGAAGAUGAUUCAAGAGAAGAUCAAAAUGUUAUCACAAGGAUUCAGAGUGACAGUGCAGAAGUUACUGUGGAAGCAGGGAUGCCAGAAAUUCAAAUGACUGUUACAGAACCAAAUGUGAUUUCAGGAAAUGAUGAUGAUGUUGUGGAAGACCACAUGCAUUUAGAUACCUCUGAAAAUGAAAACAAAAUUGUUCAUGAUUUGGAAUUCCAAAGAGAACAGGAUAUUUUAUCCAUACUUGAAGAUAAUUCAACAGAGGAUCAAAAUGUUAACAUAAUUAAACAGGCUCAGAAACAGGUUACUAUGGAAUCACAUAUGUCAAAAAUUCCAAUGACUGUUAAGGAACCAAAUGCAAUUUCAACAAAAGAUAAUGAUGUGGCAGACCAAAGGCAUUCAGAUAGCUCAGAAAAUAAAAUCAACUUUAUUCAUGAUUUGGAAUCAAAAAAACAGGAUAUUUUAUCCAUACUUGAAGAUGAUUCUACAGAGGAUCAAAGUGCUACAAUUAAGAUUCAGGAUGGCAAUACAGGAGAUACUAUGGAAAAGCAGGUGCCAGAUGCUCAAAUGACUGUGGAAACUAAAAACCUAAAGCAUGAAUUGGAAUUACAAAAAAAACAGGACAUCAUUGCUAUACUAGAAGAUGACUUAAAGGAGGAUGACAAUAUUACUUUGAGCAUCCAGGGUGCCAGUGCAGUUGCUAUGGAAGAACAGCUGCCAGUUGAUCAAAUUACUGAGGGAAAAGAAGGUGAUGAAGAUAUGCUGUCUAUAAUAAAUCCAAAGCAACUAGUAAAUGAUCAUGGAAGUAUGGAGAAUCAAAUGGAAAAAAUGAAUUUGGAAGAAGCAGCAACAGUUCAAACACUUGGUGAAAAUAAUGAUAUUGCUACUGGCAUUGAUAGUGGAGGAGUAGGUUCAAGUUCAUUAGAAGAGCAUACUGUGCAAAUGGUUGAGGAGAAAGAAGUUGCCAUAAGUGUUGAAAAUAAAAUAGCAAAAAUGCAUCUAGGUGACAUGUCUAUAUAUCAAAGUAUUGUGAAUGAUGUAGCUCGAUUCAGUUUACAAGAUGGGUUGAAGGACUGUGAAAGUCUUAAAGCAGACACUUCCUCAAAUUGUUCCUUUCAAGAGAGUCUUCUACCACAUAGUUCAUCAGAAGAAUAUAAUGAAAAAAUAAAGGCAAAGGAAGUGAAACGAUUCUCAGAAAAAAGUAAAAGCCCUAGGAUAAGUAUCCCAAAGCUUCAAAUAGAAUCCACUGAAAAACAGACUAAAUCUCCCAAAUUUGAGAAAGUCCCAAAGCAAGUAACACCAGCCAAAGUCAAAGAAAUCAGACCCAGAGAGAAAAAAAUAUCUAAAGAACCCAAGAUUAAAAAGAAUCCAUCACCUGCUCCUAAGAAAACUAAUAACAAAAAUGAUAAAAAAGAAAAGCCCAAAACUGAAAAGAAGGAAAAGAAAUUUGGAAAAUCUGAUUCCACUAAAUCUGAUAAUGACACAGAUGAUACAGAGGUGAGAAGAUCCUCAAGAAUUAAGUCAAUAAAUGAUUCAAAUUCAACUAAGAAAAUAACUGGCAGGGGCCUUGUCAAAUCCAAGUCAGAAACCUCAUUGAAUUUAAUGGAUUGUGAUGUUUCUGAUAAUAGCUCAAUUAUUACAGAAUCAGGCAGAAGCACCCCAGUGGCAUCCCCAAAGAUAACAAUUGCUGAAAGAAAAAGUAGAUGGACUAAAUCAGCUGAUAACAUACCAGAUUCUCAAAAUCUAUCAAUAUUGGGUUCAACUGAAAGUGAAAUGGCAAAAAUGGAAAUUUAUGAUAAACCCAAAAUGCCUGCAAAAGAUCCUGUGGUAGAAGGAAGACUGAAGCAGUUUGUGCAUUUAAAAGAAAAUUCUUACAAAACUGAUAGAAUGACAUGCAAAGAAGCAAAAAAAAUGACAUGUGAUUGCUUUCUUACUAGUGAAGAAAUCGAGGGGAAUGAAUAUGGUUGUGGAGAAGAUUGUUUGAAUAGAUUACUCUUGAUUGAAUGUGGAAAUUUGUGUCAGGUGGGCGAUAGAUGUACAAAUAAGAGGUUCCAAAAAACUCAGUUUGCUCCUGUGGAAGUUUUCAAUACAGACAAGAAAGGAUUAGGACUCAGAGCUGCUGCUAAUAUUCCUUAUGGCGAAUUCAUCCUAGAAUACGUUGGAGAAGUUCUCAAUAGUGAUGAGUUUGAUAAAAGGGCUGAAGUUUAUUCCCAAGACAAAAAUAUUCAUUACUACUUUAUGGCCCUUAGAGCAGAUGCCAUUAUCGAUGCCACCAUGAAAGGCAAUAUUUCAAGGUUCAUCAAUCAUUCCUGUGAUCCAAAUGCAGAGACACAAAAGUGGACUGUUAAUGGCGAACUUAGGAUAGGAUUCUUUAGUACAAGGACAAUUCUUGCUGGGGAAGAAGUUACAUUCGAUUACAGGUUCCAGCGAUAUGGUAAAGAGGCCCAAAAGUGUUUUUGUGGAGCAUCCAUCUGCAGAGGUUGGCUUGGCGAGGAACCGGAUUCUGAUGAGGAAGAUGAAGAUGAAGAUGAAGAAGAAACUGUGGGCACAGUUCAGGAUGCCUCGUUAGCUAUACCCGCAGCUAUAAAGGAAGGGGUUUUAUCAUCGGAUAUCAAGGUUGAAACUGAAGAUACUGAAUUUGAGAAAUCUGCAGAUUUACGAAAAAUAUCGGUCAAGGAUGAAGAUAAGAUAUCUGAAGAAACGAUAGCGGGUGUUACUCCUGCUAUUGUGCCGGUUGUAAAGAGAAAAAUAACGAAAAAGAAGCCGAGAGUUGAACUGUUUGAAGAAAUUGAUCAACUUGAUGAAGAAAUCGAAAUGUUGGUAUCUACCGGCUUGAAAAACCAGGCGCAAACUUUGAAACUCAGUCGAUUGGUAGUCCGAGCCAAAGAUCCACAGCAAAGGGCAAAAUUAUUGAGAGUUUUGAGAAGAGGCGAACUACCUUGUCGCAGAUUGUUCUUAGAUUACCAUGGUCUGCGUUUAAUACACGGAUACAUGAUCGAUGCCCAGCAGUUGGUAGUCACUAACAAAAAAUACGAAUCCAUGAGGCUGGAAAUGCUCCAAACUCUAGCAGUCCUUCCCAUACCGAACAAAUCGAUGCUACAAGACAGCAAAGUGCUUUCCACAGUGGAACUGUGGGCGUCAGAUAAGGACCUCACGUCUCCUUUGGACUCUGACAGCAACUCGCCUAAAACGGAACAAGACACUGUCAGCGAAGCUUGCACGGUCAAAGAGGAGAAUAUAAAAACAGAGGACGAUCUGAAGACCGUGCAAGAUCAAGAAGAAGAGAUCAAGUUUCUGGCCAACAAGCUGCUGGAGGAAUGGAGCAACCUCAAGGAGGUCUUCAAGAUACCGAAAAAAGAACGGAUCGAGCAGAUGAAGGAGCACGAAAGAGAGGCCAACAAGAAGUUUAUUCAGGCGCAGAACGCUUAUGAAAAUGAACAGGACAAGGAAAAAAAGAGUGACAGGUAUCGAUCAUUUUCUGUUCGCUACAAAAUCGACAAGGACCCUAAUAGGAAAGGCAUGAAGCAGGGGGAUAAACCGAGCGCUGAAUUCUUGAAGCUAAGCAAGGUGGAACGACGCAAGCUGUUCGCGCUGCAGCACGAGCUGCGCGAGGAGGAGCGCCGGCUGAAGCAGCGCGAGAUGUGGCGCCAGCACGAGACGAACUGCAUGAUGAUGGGCACAGACCCGCGCUUCACGGCGCCCUUCGACCCGAGCAGGGGGUACCAUUGCGUCUGGAAUCCACAGAUCGGUCAAUGGCAGAACUACCCGUUACCUCCGAACACCUCCAUGUACCCAUCGCAGUCUCCUUUGCCCAACAUGAGUCUCCCUCCUCACCAAAUACCAAAAAGUAUGCCCAGCUAUUCUUACACUCCCCCACUACCGAUGAGCACCAACGUGGGUAUGGGCAUUUCUCAAUUGACACAUGGUGGUCUACAGCUGCCAUCUCCUGCGGUAAUGUCACAGAUACCUUCGAAUCUUCCAACUGCAAUGCCCAUAGUGCAGUAUCACGAACCUAUCAAGGAAGAAGAUCCUUCUCAAGUGAAAUUCAUGGGUCCCAUUCCGCCUCCCGUGAAGCUACCACCCAAAUGGAAAUGUGCCAAAGACAAGUACGGAAGGCCGUACUAUUACCACAUCAAAUUGAGGAAGAGCCAGUGGGAACCACCGCCUUUGGUAGAUCCAGUUUUAGAUGAAAACCUCGACUCAUCUGAAUCGGAAUCUAGUUCUGACACGAGCAGCAUCAGUUCGGACUCGAGCUCGGACAACUCCGAGAGCGACGUCGACGAUACAAAACUUCUCAUGGAAGUUCGGAAACAGAUGGACAACUCCGCCAAAGCUAAAGCUAAGGCACCGAUCCCUGAGCAAUCCAACCCCGAAGAAUCUUGCGUCGCAACGCCCAGUCCGGAAGAUAAGAAUUCCGAAGAUGACAUGGAUUUGGAUGAGAAUAUUGCGAAAUCGGCCCCGUUCAACGAAGACGACACGCAAAGGCCUUCUAUCGACAUGAGACUGAAACUGCUCGAUUUGUUCAAAGACGACAAACCACCUAGUAAGAAGAGAAGGGUUGGGUUGUGCGAGGAAAUUAUCAUAAGCCCAAGGACUGAUGAAGAUAAGAAACAAUUCAAAGAAGACAUGAAACGUUACAAAGCCAACAAAGAAAAACUAAAACGUCAAAAGGAACUUAUACUUCAGCAAACCAAGAAACAGCUGAGAGAGAUUGAACUGAAGAAGUUGAAAGAGAAACGAUCCAGGCCAUCUUUGAAGACGAAAAUAAAAGAUAUGCCAGAUUUCAACAGUGAUGCCGCUAAGAAAAUUAAGGAGACCUUCCGUGCCAAUAUGGCGUCAACGGUUGUCAAUUCCCUGAAUGUUUACAGAAAGUCUGAUUGUAUAGAAGGAAAAAUAACUAAUACCGAAGACUUCAAACAUUUAGCUCGAAAGUUGACACACUUUGUGAUGCUGAAAGAAAUGAAACACAUAUCGAAGAUUGAAGAAUUGACAUGUACAGAUAGUGUGAAGAUGAAGGCGAGGGAGUAUAUUCGAAAAUAUAUGAGUAAGUUCGGAGAGGUAUAUGUCAAACGUAAUGAUUCACCGGAUUUCAAGGACUAAUUUCCCAAGGCUCUUAUCUGUGAUAGGAAGGGUUUUAUUUUCUACACAUUUUAGUGUUGUAAAACUACAAAUUGUAAUUUGUAACGUUGUGUAAAAUAAUUGUUUGAAAGGGUUAAUUUAUUCAUUCUUUUUUAUUCUUUAUUCAUGACCUGAAAUUGUGUUCCAAUUAUGUUGGUAAUUGUUCAGAAGGAUUGACUUAUUUGAGUAAAAAAGGAAAACGAUGUUAUUUAACAUACUUUACAUUAUUAUAGAAAAAGGUAAGUUUUGUGUGAAUAAAAGUUUUGUGCUAUAAUUUUUACAUAUUGAUUAAAUUUAAUUCAAAUUUAUUCAACAUUUUUAAUCCAUGUAUCAGUCACCAAAUAUUUCAUUCAGUGGAUCUUACAUGACCAUUUCUGAUAAUCAAAGCUAAUAUAGAUCUCCCAUAGGCAGAGUCAAACAUUUUGAAUGGAACAAUAUUGUUUGCACAUUUGGUGGUUAACAGCAUGACAAUAAAUGUUGGUGGCUAUAGGAUCAGUGGUAACACUAGGAGUUGAGCAAUAUGUGCCUAUUAUGUUUAUGAAAUAUAUAUAUAUUUUUCUUAUAAUAAGGUACAUUUUGUUUUCGGUUUGUAUUGGUCAUUUUUGGUUGUUUAUUUAGAUCUGAACAUUUAUUCCUGUUAAAAUGAGAGGACUCCUCGAUGCAGAAAUCGUUGGUGAUAUGGUAUGUAAUUACAAAACUCGUCCGGUAUAUUGGUUCCACCGUCUUGAAUUUCCAAAUCCCGCCCUUUCCAAAUUUUGACUGAAUAAUCAUAAUCUCCGACCCCGAAAACACCCAGAUAACAAUUUUGAAGAGAUUCGGAUCAUAAUUACAAUACUCGUCCGCCAUAUUGAGUUCGCCAUCUUGAAUUUCCUAAUUUUGACGAACGAAUCAUAGGCUGUGUCAAGUCUGUGGUUUGACCGGGCACAUGCGUUCAUUAUGAAGUCUGACCAUCGAUUUGACCAACCAGCUGUUUGGGAAUAUCGGUCACAUUUCAAACCUAGCCACAAAGUUACCACGUUAACUUUUGAUGGGAGUCGAGUCAAGCAUUGGCCACCCUGGCAUCACCAAUGACUUGACAAUGAUGGAAGUAAGUUCCAUCAAUGACUUGACAGCCCUAAUUUCCGACCCCGAGAACCAAAAGAUACAAAAUUUGAAUAAAAUCGGAUCCUAAUUACAAAAUCCGUCAUUUUGGAUCCGCCAUCUUGGAUUUCUUAAUUUUGACGAAGGAAUCAUAAUCCCCGAUCACGAAAACUCCUAGGUACCAAUUUUGAAAAGAAUCGGAUUAUAUUUACUAAACUCGUCCGCCAUCUUGAAUUUCAAAAUUCCGCCCGAAUUUUCAAAUUCUGACGAAAUUAUUACAAAACUCGUCCGAUAUAUUGGAUCCGCCAUCUUGAAUUUCUUAAUGGUACCGGGAUAAAAAGUUUCCUAUAUCCUUCUGGUUCUAAGCCACCUCCCCUCCAAUUUUGAGCCAAAUCGAUCCAUGGUUUUGGAGCCUAUUCAAUUCAUACAAACAAUAAACAAACAAUCAAAUCUUUCCUUUUUAUAAUAUUAGUAUAGACUAUCUGUAGGUUAAUCGAGGAGGUGGUAUAUUUAUUAUUCCAGAUUUUUUGAGAUUUUCUCUCCUCGUUUCUAUAAAAUAAAAAUAUGAAUAUUAUUUCAAUGUACGUGAAUUUUCCUAUCAGAGAGCCUAAAAAAAAAUUCACUAGCUUGUCAGUGACAAUUUGUAUUAAAAAAGGUUUGGAGAAGAGAAGUAAAGAUAUGUAGAAAAAAUAUCAAAUUUUCACUUAGCUUUGGACGUUUCGGGAACGAAUCUGCUGCUCAUUGAGAACUGAAAAGUUUCAAGACAGAUACGAAUUCGCUAUUCAAAUAAACAUUUUUUAUGUUGAAAACGGGAGCAGAUUCGUUCCCGAUACGUCCAUUGUGUUCAUUGACUAAGACGUGCCAAAAUCUUUCGAAUCAUUCCCAUCAUGUAAUAUGUUGGGAUUCCUGUUUUUUAUGAUUAUUUUUCGCAAUGAAAUUGUGGAGGCUGAGUGCGAAUGUGCAUGCGUUCCUAAAUCAUUGUUCCCAAGGUGAUCUAUCCACCUUUAUUGUUCCUAAUGUAUCACGUGAUUUCUGUGACCAAUCUG